UCCAGAGGCGGAGCUUAACAGUCCAGAACGGAAAUCCUGAGCGUUCGAGCCCGCGGGGAAGCAACCCGGCAACGGACCAAGAUGGCGGCGCCCAGUGAGGGGCUCUUGUUUGCUGCGGGGGUAGAAAAGAAUCGGGGUGCAGUUAUUCGUUCUCCAGAAGGGACCCCUCAGAAGAUUCGGCAGCUGAUAGAUGAAGGGAUUGCCCCAGAAGAAGGAGGCGCAGAUGCGAAAGAUACAUCUGCCACAUUCCAGACAGUUAAUGGAUCACCACAAGCGGAACAGCAUCCAUUGGAAUCUACAAGCAAGGAAGCCUUCUUUAGCAGAGUGGAGACAUUUUCCUCUUUGAAGUGGGCAGGUAAGCCCCCUGAGCUGUCUCCACUUGUCUGUGCCAAGUACGGCUGGGUCACGGUUGAAUGUGAUAUGCUCAAGUGUUCCAGCUGUCAGGCCUUUCUGUGUGCCAGUUUACAGCUAGCUGUUGACUUCGACAGAUAUCAGGAGCGAUGUGCUGAACUGAAGAAAGCUUUGUGUACGGCUCAUGAGAAGUUCUGUUUCUGGCCAGACAGCCCCUCUCCAGAUCGAUUUGGGAUGUUGCCAUUGGACGAGCCUGCUGUUCUUCUUAGUGAAGUACUAGAUCGUUUUCAAAGCCUUUGUCACUUGGAGCUACAGCUUCCUUCCCUGAGGCCGGAGGACUUGAAAACAAUGGGCUUGACAGAAGACAGGAUUAGUCUUCUCCUCCAUCUGCUUGAAGAAGAACUUGAUCACCGAAGUGAUGAGAAGAAAACUGCAACCAAACUCGCCUCUGACAUCCAAGUCCAUGUCACUGCCUGCAUUCUUGCCGUGUGUGGCUGGGCAUGCAGUUCCUCUCCGGAGCACAUGCAGCUCUGUCUGAUGACGUGCUCCCAGUGUCUGAGGAAGGUGGGGCUCUGGGCCUUCCAGCAGAUGGAGUCAUCCAUUACAGACCUGGAGGUCUGCAGUCUGAGCAGCUCCCCCAUCACGGGCCCUGAGGGGCGGCCAGAACGCUUCCCGCUCGUGCCUGAGUCCCCUCGGAGGAUGAUGACCCGCAGCCAGGAUGUCACGUUUUCCCCAGUCUCAGAGCAGGCUGAAAAGAGCCCAGCUCCCAUCAUCUUCCGAACUCGGAGCUGGGACUCAUCCAGUCCUGUUGACCGUCCGGAGCCAGAGGCCGCCAGCCCCACCCCCCGAAGCCGCCCAGUGACCCGAAGCAUGGGAACGGGAGACACCCCUGGCCUGGAAGUACCGUCUAGCCCUCUGCGGAAAGCCAAGCGAGCUCGCCUGUGUUCUUCCAGCAGCUCGGACACAUCUUCUCGAAGUUUCUUUGAUCCUACCUCUCAGCAUAGAGACUGGUGCCCUUGGGUGAGUAUCACCCUUGACGAGGAAACCAAGGAGAGUGGUGGAACUGAGGACAGCUCCCCCAGCGAGCCAGGCUGGAAGACGGUGCUGAACACCCUUUUGGCUCACACCCAGUCCAAGCAGCCUGCCGAGGCCGACUCCCUGAGUCUCUCUGAGAAAUCAAGGAAAGUAUUCCGAAUAUUCCGGCAGUGGGAGUCUUUGUGCUCAUCUUGA
Chrysochloris asiatica (Cape golden mole) is the source of this 1581-nucleotide messenger RNA. RefSeq names its product zinc finger, C3HC-type containing 1 (gene ZC3HC1). Gene Ontology annotation, cellular component: nucleus. The record is from RefSeq and is a predicted model, not a curated record. The transcript has 10 exons. NCBI's taxonomy places the organism in Eukaryota, Metazoa, Chordata, Mammalia, Afrosoricida, Chrysochloridae. Gene Ontology annotation, molecular function: zinc ion binding. Bases 82 to 1581 code for a protein of 499 amino acids.